Molecule: messenger RNA, 891 nt
Organism: Plectropomus leopardus (leopard coralgrouper)
Lineage: Eukaryota; Metazoa; Chordata; Actinopteri; Perciformes; Serranidae
Source: RefSeq, a predicted model, not a curated record
CAUGUGGUCGCAGGCAGAAGGCCAUGGAGAAAUCAGGAGCGAUUCCUGCACUGCGAAUGGCCUUCCUCCUUCUGCUGCUCAUCAGUGCUACCUGGAUGCUCGGACUGAUGGCGGUCAACAGUGAUGUAAUGACCUUCCACUACCUGUUCGCUGUCUUCAGCGCUCUGCAGGGAGUUUUCAUCUUCUUCUUCCAUGUGGUCUUCAAUAAAGAGGUGAGGAAAAACCUAAAGAACGUCUUCACAGGAAAGAAGAGCGUACCAGACGAAUCCAGCACCACAAGAGCCUCUUUGCUCACACGUUCUCUCAACUGCAACAACACCUACACAGAAGACGGCCCGCUGUACCGCUCAGGUAUCGGCGAGUCCACCGUCUCCCUGGACAGCACGCUCAGGUCAGCCAAGAGCCGCAGCAGCUACCUGGCUUACGCACUCAGGUACAACAUGCUCACUGACCGCAUGGCUGCUUCUACUACACUGCUGCAUGAGGAGUGUGUGUAUGUCUGCACAUGUGUUGCUGUUUGUCCAUUUCAGACUUCUCUUUUUGUUGUCUUUCUUUGUUACCCAUCCUGCACGUCUGCUCAUGCAUCAAGGGUCUCACAAAUACUAACACACCCCAAACCCCUUAUUUAUAGACACACACAGAGGUACACACACACCCUGUCACCCUGACAUUAUUCUCUACCUUAUCCAAAGCACGGCUAAGUUAAGUUUCUCUACAUUUUAAGGAUAUUUCUUUCCUUUCUUUUGCACAUGUUCAUGCUGCCACAGAAGGGCACUGUAUAGUAACUCUACCUGCAUGAAAAACCACGCUGAGAUCUGCCAGUGCAUGGCGUAUGGCUUUGUUGCAACACACACAUUAUUGAUAUGCACCACUUAUUAAAAAAAGAAUAGA